Molecule: messenger RNA, 2361 nt
Organism: Linum tenue
Lineage: Eukaryota; Viridiplantae; Streptophyta; Magnoliopsida; Malpighiales; Linaceae
Source: the annotation of a GenBank genome assembly
AUGGCAGAGACAACUCUGCCGCUCGUAACCGCUACUAAUCUCUUCCUCCUUCUGCUAGUAACUUCCCUCUCGCCGUCUUCCCCCAACGUGAUCGACGACGACUGCUCCGACCGAUGCGGCAACGUCACGGUGCCGUACCCUUUCGGAAUCGGCGACCAGAAGUGCGCAAUCUCCCCUGCUUUCCUCUUCAACUGCAAUUCCUCUGCCUCCCUGGUUUUCGGCAGGAACAUCCCCGUCGCCAACAUCUCCGUCGAGGAAGGCACCUUCACCGGCGUCAUGCCGGCCGCCGCCCGAUGCUACAACCAGUCAGGUUUGAUGGCGGAGUACACCAAGCGGCCGACCAUCACGCUCGGCGGCGGUCCCUUCCGAUUCUCGGACGUCCACAACAAAUUGACAGCUUUCGGCUGCGACACCAUGGCCUUCAUGAGCGACAGAGCGGGCAGCUUCGGCAGCGGCUGCGUGUCCUUAUGCGACCGCGUCUCCGCCGCGAACUCGUCGCGGCGGAUCGCGGACGCGAAUUCGGAGGUCUGCUCCGGGAUCGGGUGCUGCCAGAGCUCGAUUCCACAAGGAUUGAAGACGAUGAACUUCACGGUGGCUAGCCCGGGGAACCAUAGCAGGAUCCUGGACUCGAAUCCUUGCGAUUUCGCUUUUUUGGCCGACGUGAGGGUUUUCGAAUUCGGGGAGGUGGAGUUGGCGGAGUUUCCAGAGAGGAAUCCGAGGAAUUCGAGGACGGCGAUCGAGUGGGUGGUGGAGGAGAAGACUUGCGAACAGGGGAGGUCGAAUUCGAGCUCGUACGCUUGCCGCGAGAAUUCGGAUUGCGUUUACUCCGAGAAUGGAGAAGGUUACAGGUGCUUGUGCAAGCCCGGGUACAGAGGAAACCCUUACCUUGGUUGCCGAGACAUUGAUGAGUGUGCUGAGCCAGAGAAGUUCCCCUGCCAUGGAAGUUGCAAGAACAGAGAGGGGGAUUACAGUUGUAGCUGUCCAGUUGGAAUGCGUGGUGAUGGCAAAGUCGCUUGCCAAGGAUUUCGUGUUACCGCCAUUGCUGCAGUAUCCGGAGGAAUCAUCUUGUUGUUCACAAUCGUUCUUCUAGCUUUCAUCCUCUACAACAGAAGAAAGAAGGAGAAGAACUUCUUACUCAAUGGAGGAAUGCUACUAAAGCACCAAAGGGUGAGAAUCUUCAAGGAAUCAGAGCUCUCCAAGGCCACCAAAAACUACGACGCCACCCAUUUCCUCGGCGAAGGAGGAUUCGGCCAUGUCUACAAAGGAAUCCUCCCUGACAACACCCUCGUCGCAAUCAAGAAGCCCAAAGACUCCAUCGACAAGGCUCAGACCAUCAAUCAAGAAUUCCAGCACGAGAUCGCCAUCGUCUCGCAGGUCAAUCACAUUAACGUCGUCAAAGUAGUAGGACUCUGCCUCGAGACCAAGCUCCCGCUCUUGGUCUACGAGUUCAUCCCCAAUGGCACCCUCUUCGACCACAUUCAUAAACAGAGGUCCAAGGCGAUGUCUACCUGGAAACAUAGGUUGAGGAUCGCGACGGAGAUCGCUCAAGCGCUCGAUUAUUUGCAUUCCUUGGCGAACCCACCGAUCAUCCACGGGGAUAUCAAGUCGACCAACAUUCUCCUCGACGAGGAUUUCAGGGCCAAAGUCUCCGACUUUGGCGCCUCUGUCCUGAUUUCGCCCGACCAAACGGCCGCCAUGUUUAAUAAGAUCCAAGGCACGUUGGGCUAUCUCGAUCCGGAGUAUCUGGUGACAGGUAAUCUCACUCCGAUGAGUGACGUGUACAGCUUUGGAGUGGUCAUGGUCGAGCUUCUGACAGGGGAGAAACCUUACUCUGGCACCUCGGUGAGAACAGGGGAGAAGAUUAAUCUGAUUCAAUAUUUUUUGAAUUCGAUGACGGGGAUGAACUUGGGGAAGAUUGUAAAAUUCGAGGUUGUUCACGAAGGGGAGAUGGAGGAGAUGGAGGCGUUUGCUGAGGUGGCGCGGCGGUGCUUGAGUUUCAGCGGGAUGAAGCGGCCGGCGAUGAAGGAGGUGGCGGAGGAGCUUGGACGGCUGAGGAAGUUGAACGAGAAUUCUUCUUGGGGGUCUAAUCGGAAGGGUGAAAAUGGUGGGGAGGAGGAGACGGAGUAUUUGUUGAGGAGGAGUGGCGGUGUUGAGUCUUGCUCUUUGUCGUUUAGUGGGUAUUCGGAAGUUUGGACAGGGACGACGACGGCGGAGCAGCCGCCGACGGGAACUCAUAGCAUCGUCGCGUUAGAUAUGGAGUCGUACGAGAUUUCUCGAUGAUGAUGAUAGCAGGCACCCACUUUAGAAUUUUGUUAUUGUUUUUUCUUUUCUAGUUCUCAUUUUUUAUUUGUAAAAUAAAAA